Messenger RNA from Carlito syrichta (Philippine tarsier), 1749 nucleotides. RefSeq names its product syntrophin alpha 1 (gene SNTA1). Gene Ontology annotation, molecular function: structural molecule activity; protein binding. The transcript is spliced from 7 exons. The record is from RefSeq and is a predicted model, not a curated record. Bases 22 to 1212 code for a protein of 396 amino acids. Gene Ontology annotation, cellular component: intracellular anatomical structure; sarcolemma; neuromuscular junction. Lineage: Eukaryota; Metazoa; Chordata; Mammalia; Primates; Tarsiidae.
UUAGGGGGCCGGGAGAACAAGAUGCCUAUUCUCAUCUCCAAGAUCUUCAAGGGGCUGGCAGCUGACCAGACAGAGGCCCUCUUUGUGGGAGACGCCAUCCUGGCCGUGAAUGGAGAAGACUUGUCCUCUGCCACUCACGAUGAGGCGGUGCAGGCCCUCAAGAAGACAGGCCAGGAGGUGGUGCUGGAGGUCAAGUACAUGAAGGAGGUCUCACCAUAUUUCAAGAACUCUGCCAGCGGGACCUCAGUCGGCUGGGACUCGCCUCCUGCCUCACCCCUUCAGCGGCAGCCUUCCUCCCCUGGGCCCGCUCCCCGGAACCUCAGUGAGUCCAAACACAUAUCCUUGAAGAUGGCGUAUAUCUCGAGGAGGUGCAUCCCCACUGACCCGGAGCCCAGGUACCUGGAGAUCUGUUCGGCAGAUGGCCAUGACACCUUCUUCCUGAGGGCCAAGGAUGAAGCUGGUGCAAGGUCGUGGGCCAGUGCCAUCCAAGCCCAGAUCGGCGCCCUGGUGCCCUGGGUCAAGGGCGAGCUACAGGCACUGCUGGCAGCCCCGGACACAGCUGGGAGCCAGGAUAUCAAGCACGUUGGCUGGCUGACCGAGCAGCUGCCCAGUGGGGGCACGGUCCCCACCCUGGCCCUGCUGACUGAGAAGGAGCUGCUCGUCUACUCCUGUCUCCCCCAGACCCGUGAGGCCCUGAGCCGGCCAGCCCGUACUGCCCCGCUCAUCGCCACCAGACUGGUGCACUCGGGCCCCUCCAAGGGCUCGGUGCCCUAUGACACAGAGCUCUCCUUCGCCCUGCGCACGGGUACGCGCCAUGGUGUGGACACUCAUCUGUUCAGCGUGGAGUCACCGCAGGAGCUGGCCGCCUGGACCCGCCAGCUGGUGGACGGCUGUCACCGGGCUGCCGAGGGUGUGCAGGAGGUGUCCACAGCCUGCACGUGGAACGCCCGUCCCUGCAGCCUCUCUGUGCACAUUGACAAGGGCUUCACUCUGUGGGCAGCCGAGCCUGGUGCAGCCCGAGCUGUGCUGCUCCGGCAGCCCUUUGAGAAGCUGCAGAUGUCCUCCGAUGAUGGCGCCAGUCUCCUUUUCCUGGACUUUGGGGGCGCUGAAGGCGAGAUCCAGCUGGACCUGCACUCGUGUCCCAAAACCAUGGUCUUCAUCAUCCACUCCUUCCUCUCGGCCAAGGUCACCCGCUUGGGGCUCUUGGCCUAGAAGUCGCCACAUGCGCUGGCCCUGAAGAGGGGUGUCUACCAUGUGGCCUGACCUGGCCUUUGCCUGCUGCCUGCUCUUCACGGGGCUGAGGGCCAGGAGAGGAGGGAAGCGAAGUCCUCCAAGACCCUGGCUCCUGAGGGAAGCUGGACUGGGUCUCGGGUGCCAGGACUUGGACCCAGGACCCAGCAGAUCCUGCCUGUGAUCGGGUGGCCUUCCCACCGCCCCCUCCACCAGUGCCUUUUGCAGAGAGAUAUUUUGUGUACACAGAAGCCAUUCCGAGCCUGGACCUGUCCUGUGGGGAUGACGACCCAGCCAAGGGCUGAGCUGCCUGCCAGGCCUCCUAGAGGCUCCUAGGCCACCCUGGAGGUCCCAUCUGAAGCCCAAGUCCCCUGGGGUCAGUGGCAAGAGAAAGAAGAGGAGACUUUCUAUUCAUUUUCCCUCAGUCCCCACCAACUUGGGGCAUCUGGUGUCUCUCUUCAUCCUCUCUCUCCUUAUUCUCGGAUUAAUAAACAGCCUGUGAGCACAUGGGCAGCCUGG